Molecule: messenger RNA, 901 nt
Organism: Capsella rubella
Lineage: Eukaryota; Viridiplantae; Streptophyta; Magnoliopsida; Brassicales; Brassicaceae
Product: thaumatin-like protein
Exons: 2
Coding region: 141-887 (248 amino acids)
Biological process (GO): defense response
Cellular component (GO): extracellular region
Source: RefSeq, a predicted model, not a curated record
AUUAGUCUUGCAACUCAAGUUUCCACUACUUCCUCAAUCAACCACAACGUCCUCCAUAUUCCUCUAUUAAUAUUCUCUUGAAAUUUACCAAAAAAAAAGCAAACUUUAGAGCGUGACAUAUCCAUCCCCACACAACAACAAUGGCCAAUUAUGCAACUCUCUUCCUUCUCUUUCUCACUAUCUCAGCCUUCUUAUCCUCCUCUUUCAUUGAUGGAGCUCAGCUUAUAAUAGUGAAUAACUGCCAGGAGAGCAUAUGGCCGGGAAUUCUCGGCGGCGGAGGUCAAAUCACGCCGAGAAACGGCGGUUUCCACAUGGGAAGCGGCGAAGAAACCAUAAUCGACGUACCGGAUAAAUGGUCCGGUCGAAUCUGGGGUCGACAAGGCUGCACCUUUAACCAAAACGGCAAAGGCUCAUGCCAAACCGGAGAUUGCAACGGCGGUUCAAUCAAUUGCCAAGGAACCGGCGGUGUACCACCAGCGACCGUCGUGGAAAUGACAUUAGGCUCAUCUUCUUCGCCGCUACAUUUCUACGACGUGAGUCUAGUCGACGGGUUCAACCUUCCGGUAUCGAUGAAACCAAUCGGCGGUGGAGUUGGUUGUGGCGUUGCGGCUUGUGAAGUUAAUCUGAAUGUUUGCUGUCCUUCGGCUUUGGAAGUUAAGAGAGACGGUAAAGUGGUUGGUUGUAAAAGUGCUUGCUUGGCGAUGCAAUCGGCCAAGUACUGUUGUACCGGAGAAUAUGCCAAUCCUAAGGCUUGUAAGCCGACUCUGUUCGCCAACCUGUUUAAAGCGAUUUGUCCGAAAGCUUAUAGUUAUGCGUUCGAUGACUCGAGUAGUUUGAAUAAGUGUAGGGCUUCUCGUUAUGUUAUCACUUUCUGUCCGCCAAAGUGAGAGGAUUUGAUUGU